AUGAGUUUCAGUACUAUAUUCUCUAAGCUUUUGAGGUAUUUGGAAAUCCCUGCCAAAAAUAGGACUGCCGUGAAUUUUCUGAGGAACCCUGAUUUGCAACCUAUCAAGUCUGCAAAUCAAACAUGGGGGUUUUGGUCUAAUUUGGCGUACUGGGGUGCUGUGUCCUUUACUGCGGGUACAUGGAUGAGUGGUUCUGCUGCACUAAGUGUUGGACUAAGUUACCCAGAGACCAUUGUUUCGUUUCUUCUCGGUAAUGUCUUGACGAUCAUUUUUACUAUGGCCAAUUCUUAUCCCGGUUAUGAUUGGAAGAUCGGUUUUACUUUAGCCCAAAGAUUCGUCUUUGGAAUUUACGGUUCAGCCUUUGGUAUUAUCAUCAGAAUUUUGAUGAGUAUUGUCAAUUACGGUUCCAAUGCUUGGUUGGGUGGUCUUUCUAUCAACAUGAUAUUAGAUUCCUGGUCUCACCACUAUCUGCACCUGCCCAAUACUUUGUCCCCGAAAGUUGCCAUGACCACCAAAGAGUUGAUCGGCUUCAUUAUCUUUCACGUCCUCACCGCGCUCUGUUACUUCAUGAAACCCUAUCAUAUGAACUAUAUUUUAAUUUGGUCGUGUGUGGCUACUUGCUUCUCCAUGGUGGGUAUUGUGAUUUACUUGACUAAGAAUGCCCAUGGUGUUGGUGAAUUAUUCAUCUCCACACAUUCUACCGUUACUGGUUCUAAAAGAGCAUGGGCUUGGGUUUACAUGAUCUCAUACUGGUUCGGUUCCAUCUCUCCAGGUUCCACAAACCAAAGCGACUACUCGAGAUUUGGCUCCUCCAAUUGGGCUAUCUGGACCGGUAGCGUUUGUGCAUUACUAAUCCCAGCAACUUUGGUCCCAAUCUUCGGUGUCAUCAGUGCCUCCACCUGUGACAAAUUAUACGGUCAACAAUUUUGGAUGCCUAUGGAUAUCUUCCACUACUGGUUGACAAAUAACUAUUCUGCAGGCGCUCGUGCAGGCGCCUUCUUCUGUGGUCUUUCCUUUACCAUGUCUCAAAUGGCCUCCACCAUCUCCAACUGCGGGUUUGCCAGUGGUAUGGACAUGGCCGGUUUAUUGCCCAAAUACGUUGAUAUCAAGAGGGGCGCCCUCUUUGCUGCAUGUGUCUCCUGGGCUUGUUUGCCAUGGAACUUUUACAACUCCUCUUCCACUUUCUUAACUGUCAUGAGCUCUUUCGGUGUUGUCAUGACUCCUAUUAUUGCUGUCAUGAUUUGUGACAACUUCCUGAUUAGGAAGAGACAGUACUCCAUUACUAAUGCAUUUAUUUUAAAGGGUGAAUACUAUUUCACUAAAGGUGUCAACUGGAGAGCUGUCGUUGCCUGGGUUUGUGGUAUGGCUCCCGGUCUACCCGGUAUUGCUUGGGAAGUCAACAAUAACUAUUUCCACGAUGCUGGUAUUGUUAAGUUUUUCUAUGGUGAUUCUUUUUUCUCAUUUUUAAUUUCUUUUUUCGUCUACUGGGGGCUAUGUAUCUUCUUCCCAUUCAAAAUUACUGUUAAACAUGAUGACAAAGAUUACUAUGGUGCAUUCACCGACGAAGAAGCAAGAAAGAAGGGCAUGGUUCCAUACAGUGAAAUUUCUGAAGAAGAAAUCCGUGCUUACACGUUGGGCGAAUGUUACACCACUGGACACGAAUAUCAACCUGAAAGCUCUGAUGACCAACAACCUGAGUUGAUUAAGACUAGCUCAGAAAACACAAAUGUAUUUGAAAUCAUUCAUCAAAAAGAUACUGAAAAGCACUCAUUUGCUACCAGUGAACAAGCUGUCUGA
Saccharomyces paradoxus is the source of this 1797-nucleotide messenger RNA. It is a transcript of the gene NRT1, whose product is annotated as nicotinamide riboside transporter. Bases 1 to 1797 code for a protein of 598 amino acids. Gene Ontology annotation, molecular function: nucleobase transmembrane transporter activity. Gene Ontology annotation, biological process: nucleobase transport; transmembrane transport. NCBI's taxonomy places the organism in Eukaryota, Fungi, Ascomycota, Saccharomycetes, Saccharomycetales, Saccharomycetaceae. The transcript has a single exon. Gene Ontology annotation, cellular component: plasma membrane. The record is from RefSeq and is a predicted model, not a curated record.